Molecule: messenger RNA, 855 nt
Organism: Panicum virgatum (switchgrass)
Lineage: Eukaryota; Viridiplantae; Streptophyta; Magnoliopsida; Poales; Poaceae
Product: 1,4-dihydroxy-2-naphthoyl-CoA thioesterase 1-like
Exons: 3
Coding region: 142-645 (167 amino acids)
Biological process (GO): phylloquinone biosynthetic process
Cellular component (GO): peroxisome
Molecular function (GO): 1,4-dihydroxy-2-naphthoyl-CoA thioesterase activity
Source: RefSeq, a predicted model, not a curated record
GCCGGUCAGAGGCAGAGGCAGACCCCGAAGCGCAAGCCCAGAGGUUCCAUUUCCACGUGCACCUUCCCCCGGCAGGCGGCAGGUAGCUGCACGACCCAACCACCCCGCGGGCCGCGGCAAACCUUGCCGGUCGCGCGCGCCAUGGACGACGACGCCACGCUGCGGCGGCCGGCGGAGAAGGGCUCCGUCGCCAAGGCGGGCGAGCUGGACCCGCCGCUGCAAGCCAUCGGCUUCGAGGUCGAGGAGCUCUCCCCGUCCCGGAUCACCGGCCGCCUCCUCGUCACGCCCACCUGCUGCCAGCCCUUCAAGGUGCUGCACGGCGGCGUGUCGGCGCUGCUGGCGGAGUCGCUGGCGAGCAUGGGCGCGCACAUGGCCUCGGGCUACCGCCGCGUCGCCGGGGUGCAGCUCAGCAUCAACCACUUCCGCAGCGCCGCCCUCGGCGACACCGUCCUCGCGCGGGCCGUCCCCGUCCACCUCGGCCGCUCCACCCAGGUGUGGGAGGUAAAGCUCUGGAAAAUGGAUCCAUCGACAGGAGAGAAGGGCCCUCAGAUCGCUGAAUCCAGAGUCACUCUGCUGUGCAACCUGCCGUUGCCGGAGGAACACAAGAACGCAGGAGAUGCUCUGAGGAAAUACUCAAAACUGUAAAAAGGAAAAAAGAAAAGUUCAAACGGAUAGCUGUGUUGCAGUUUGACGGAUCUGAUGUUGGAAGCAUUGGUCAAUGGAUAUAGCAUUACCUUUCUUUUUUUAAUCUCUACUAGUAUGGUGCACGUGCGGCAUGCACGUGUUUAAAAAAAUAAUGUUGUAAAGAAAAAAUAACCACACUAAAUUUUAAUUACAACAAGGUCAAACUUUAUA